ACAUCUUCGAAGACACAAAACCAAUGCCAUGGUCAGUGUCAAAAUCACCACACUUAAAACUCGCAUGUUGGCUGUCUGGCUGGAUUGCGUUUGCCUUAAAAAAGUAAUUAGGUGUUUUAAAAGGGUCGGCGUUAGUUAGCAUUAUUAUUACCUAAAUAAACAACAAUCAAUAUUAGUAAAAAAAACUCACCUGAUAUCUAUCUGCAAAGGAAUCUUCUUCUACAAUGGUGCAGUUCAAAUAAUUCCUGUCCUUUUAUACUCAACGGCAAAUCUUCAUGAAAACAACCCCCUUUUUAAUAUUCCCCUCGUAGCUGCCUGUCGAAGUCGAGUUACUACGAAAUUGACAUAUUUCAAUUAUUCAAUGUUCAACAUACCUAAUCCUGUUAUCUCCGAGAAAGAAAUUAUUUUUAUCAUUUUCCAUAAAAUAACAACAACAACCGACGACGGUAAUCCCUCAUCCGAUGAAAAUAACUCUAAUUUACAUGGAUUGCAGGAAAUAUGCCGCUUAUAAAAACCUAAUUUACUCUCGCCCAUAGACAACAUUUAAAAAGUAAACUUGGCGCCUUUUUGCUUUUAUAAUUAAAUUAGAUAGUUUGAAUUUUGUACAUAAACUUGCAUAAGUAGAUUUAUAUUUAAUCUACUUUAUGUUUACUCAUUUGUUUUGUAAUCGGAUAGGAACAUUAGGAAAAUAGUUUAACUUGACACAAUGGGAGUUAGUACAACUGAAUUCGAAUCAUUUGAGCAACAGUUUCUGGAAUUAGUUGGGGAAUUUCAAUCCAUAACCACAUCAGAAGGUCGUCUCCGCGAGUCCCUCCGUUCAGAAUCCAGCCGCGCGGAGGCAGCGGAGGCGGCGCGCGCGGCGGCCGAGCGCUCCGCGGCGGAGGCCCGCGCUGCUGCCGCCGCCGCCGCCGCCGGCGCCACGCAGGCUACGGCCGCCCUCGCCAGGGCACAUGAUGAACUCACUGCUGUGAAGAUGCAGGCGGAGCUUGCUGUCCGCCAAAGGAGUCUCCUAGAAGAGCGUUGCUCGGAGCUAAGCACGCAACUAGCCGUGUGCGAGCGAGAGGUGCAACAGCUGCGGCCGCUGCAGGCGUCGCACGCCGCGCUGCAGCGGCAGUACCAGGAGUUGCAGGAACGCAUCCGCGCGGCUACUGAUGUUGCUAAGACUGAAGCCUCCCGCCUGGAGAGCGAGCUCCGUCGCGUGGAGCGCUGCGCGGGCGGCGGCGCGGAGGUGCGCGAGCGGGCACGUCUCGCCGCCUCGGCGCACGCGCGGGAGCGCCGGCUGGCGGCCGCCGAGCUGCAACAUACUACGAGGGAGCUGGCGGCUGCUAAUGCGGAAAUAGCUCGUCUAAACGUGCUCAUAACAGACCUGCAACGCAACUCCUCCACCGAUUACUCUACCACCGCGAAGACUAUAUCCAACACUGAUGCAGAAGCUUUAGCCGAGGCCCGGGCUGCCCUGGAAACGGAGCGGGCGGGGGCGGCGCGGCUGGAGCAGGCCCUGGCAGUGGCUCUCAAAGACAAUGCGGCUCUGGCAGUCAAGAUACAUGCUGAGGACGUGGCCCCGGCCUCGGGGCAGCCGCCCUCGCCUAAGGAUGACCGCAGUGUUAACAUAAGUGCCGUUGAUUCGUUUUUAGCUGAUUGAUAAGAUAGUUUAAGUGCAAUUAACUAGUAGUUAUUAAUUAAGUACUACUUACUUACCUAAGUAUAAAGUACUUUAUUUA
Messenger RNA from Plutella xylostella (diamondback moth), 1721 nucleotides. RefSeq lists its product as uncharacterized. NCBI's taxonomy places the organism in Eukaryota, Metazoa, Arthropoda, Insecta, Lepidoptera, Plutellidae. The record is from RefSeq and is a predicted model, not a curated record.